AAGCCGGUUCGGAGCGAGAGCAGCGUUUGGAAAUUUAUAAAAGAAGAUCCUCCCUGGCCGAGCUGCUUAGUUUCGCAAUGAAAGUGGAAAAACGCAGACAGUGCGCAGAAGCUCCCGCCGCGUGAACAGACGAUUCGUUCCAGGUGCCAGUGUGCAAGGCACGUUGAAAACAAGAACCGGAAUUAGCGUCUGGAAGCGUCCGGUGGAAAUAGGUGAAAAACAAACAGCAAUAAUACGCACGGAUUGGAAAAUUUGCGCGAUCAGUGGGAGGUGCAAGAAAGUGUGAAUCAGUGAACAACACUGAUGUGGUGCCGAAUAUUCGACUCGAAUAAACAGACGAAGUAGUGCAGUUUAAACUUGAACAAGUGAGCAGCAAAAAAACUUCAACAGGAGGUGAAGUGACGAACGUUUUUCUACACCCAUAAGAACCCAUCACAUCUAUAUACAGUGCCGGAUACUUCAAAAUGGCUUGCUGGCAGCAGCUGCUGCUAUUGCUGUUCGUAGCGCUGGUUGCGGCCGAAGAGUCAAGCAAAGUUACCAACGAUGGGGACGAUAAACCGACAUCCGUCGAACAGCUUCCCGUGCCCGCUGCAUUGCACCGUCAGAAGCGUCAUGAGGUCGAAAUUCAUCGUGUGAUAAAGCGACGACCAAAGCUACCACCUCCACCCCGUGGUCGUAAACCAAGACCUCCGCGAAGACCUAGCUCGAAACCGCGCGGCAAGUACGGACCACCCAACAUAAACUAUCCUCCACUGUCGCACUACGUUCCACAGUCGAUCGACGAUCCGUACAGUGCCGGAUUUGAAGCUUCGUUCGGUGAUCAUCACGGAACGUUCGGAGAGCCGCCGGCAGGGUACGGUUCACCGAUUCAUCCAUCGCCCGCCUUCGGAUCGCCCCCGUUUGCGUACGGGCAAACGAUCACUAGCUACGAGGGAUCCUCAUACGGCAAGCCCAGCUACGAAGCGUCCCCUUCAUUCGGCAAGCACAGCUUCCAAGGUAGCUCAUCCUCUUCCACGUCGUUCGGCAAACCUAGCUUCGAGUUAUCCAGCUUUGAUGGUGGAUUUUCCAAGACAAACUUUGGCAGUGGACCCAGUACGUUCGAUUCGAAGGUACCUUCGUUCCUGGAUUCGUCUAACGGCUUCGACAGUUUUCCGGGCAGUAAACAUUCGCACAACAUUGGAGGCUACUCGCACAGCUUUUCACACUCGAGCAAUAAGCAACCGUCGUUUGCAGAUUCAACGGCAAUCAACACGUACACAACGCCCUCCGGCAAAGGCAACUACUACACCGACACUUCCUCUAGCUUUGGAGAUAUCGGAACCAGCAAGCAUCAGCUGCCGCUAGAAAAAUAUCGCAAAGAUCCCUACAAAACACCGAUUUCAUCGUACGAAGUACCAUCCAACUCUAAAUCGAACUUAUUUGAGCCUUCGGGAGACUUUGAAACGACCUACAAACGGUCUCAGCAUAACGGAGGAGGCAGCUCUACGCACUCCACCUCCCACAGCUCGGUCGGCGCCAGUGAGGAAGAGUACAUACCGAACUUACCGACCCGAUACGAUCAGGAACAGUUCCACACGCCCACCAAAACCAACCCUAACAAACCUCCGAUCAGUACGCUGCAAACGAUCAGUGAUGCAGAUGAUCAUUUCACAUCCUUCAACUCAUACUACGACGGUGGCUCGGAGUCACAGAAGAUCCCGGUCAAAAGUAAGCAACCUGCACCGUUCGGACAGGACUCAUCGGACGAGCAGUUCCCCACCGCAUCGGGCGGUGAUAAACGCAUCAAGAGUCGGCGCAAGAAGAAGCCGAAGCUGCCAAGCUCAACCAUCGCCCACAAUCUCGACACGGAUGAUCUGCGCGAUGCGUUCGGUUCGAGUUCCGAUUUCCAUCAGGUGGCAAUCGAUGCGGACGAAUUCCUAGACUUUGAACCGAAGAAACAGAUCAAGCAUUCCAAACCGGCGGGCGUAACGUUCCCGCGUGCCGAGGAUGCACAGCCGUCCAAUUUUGUGCUGCUUUCGUCCCAAAACAACGGUGCAAAGGGUCGCGAACCGGUCAACCAACGGUCACCACCUCCGGCGACUUCAAUUUCCACCAGUAAAUCGGUUGAAUAUGAUACGAAAACUUUGGAUCUAAACAAUUACUUUCAAGCUAAUGCCGCCAACCAGCAACACCACCGACCAUCGAAACCGAUCGGACUGGACGAUUUGAAUAUACUGUCGAUUCAGAAAUCUAACUCGCACAGCUACUACGCCGGUUCGAGUCAGGGAGGAAGUACGGGUGAGCGACCGUCGAGUGGCGGAUUUCUACCGACCAGAAGAAGAGACAUGCAGCGCUACCGUAGUGCCGUGAGCAGCAGCCUCGACUACACCAUGCUGGACGAUGAUGAUGAGGAAAACUAUGACGACAUCAGUGACAUUGGCACACGACGUUCACGUGGGAACCGAAAGAAGAAAGAUUUGUCUGAGACGACGAGAUCGCUAUAGGUAGGUGGUCCAUGUCCGUGUCCGUCUCGUUGUGUUUUACCAGUGCGAUUCUCUCUACAGUAGCAUUAGCGUACGCAUAAGUGUUAUUUCGUUACGUUUCGUUUUCGUUAGAUCGAUCGAGGGAGAAGGGGAGCGAGAGUCUAUUUAUUAAACUGUUUUAAAGUUUGUCCAGCAAAUAAAUGUUAAGCGAGGUGAUGUGCCGAGAAAUGAGAUAU
Anopheles stephensi (Asian malaria mosquito) is the source of this 2698-nucleotide messenger RNA. Its product is annotated as nucleoporin NUP159-like. NCBI's taxonomy places the organism in Eukaryota, Metazoa, Arthropoda, Insecta, Diptera, Culicidae. The transcript is spliced from 2 exons. The record is from RefSeq and is a predicted model, not a curated record. Bases 465 to 2483 code for a protein of 672 amino acids.